GGCCGUUUUGGAGGAGGCGGGGAGCACGUAGACCCCUCUCUCUCCCAGACAAAGCGGUGGGGCCACGGCACAGUGGCGUUCAGAUCGCAUCCAGCUGGGAGGGGAGGGGGGCUUGGGAGGGAGAGUCUCUCUCUCUCUCACACACACACACAUAUACACCCAGACCUGUCUGUUUUAUUCACCAGUUUCUGAGAGAGAGGGAGGGUGGUAGGUGGGUGUGGAGGGAGAUCCCAAUUCUCUCUCUCUCACACACACACAGCCUAGCUCUUACCCCACCUCCCUGGCGAUGUCUGCCUUCGCCUGUCGCGACUAUUUCGCCGCCGAGUGCCUCAUGUCCAUCUCCAGCGGGGCGGUGGUGCACCGAUCGCCGGUCAAAGACGAGGAAAGUUCCCGGGAGGACAAAGAAGUCAGCGACACGCUCAAGGAAGGAGGGGGCGGUGGAGGUAACCUGCUGCUGGUGGCCAGCAUUCUGACCGACCUGCAGAAAUCCCGACCCAUGUCAUCCAACUCCGAGAGUAGCAACUCGUCCUCGUCGUCCGGGGAGAGCCUGGAGAGCGGCUACACCACCCUUUCCGAGGGUCCCGGCACCCCGACCCUGGGGACCGCCAACUCUACCCCCGAGAAGCGGAAAAGCAGGCGCUCGGAUAAAUGUGCGGUGAAGAAGCAUCAGUGCUGCUUCGCCGGCUGCGGUAAAGUGUACGGGAAAUCGUCCCAUCUGAAAGCACACAUGAGAACUCACACAGGGGAGCGACCAUUUCCUUGCACCUGGCCACAGUGUUUGAAGAAGUUCGCCCGCUCAGAUGAGCUGGCUCGACAUUAUCGUACCCACACUGGUGAGAAGAAAUUCAAGUGCCCGAUGUGCGAGAAGAGGUUUAUGCGCAGUGACCACUUGAUGAAGCAUGCUCGGCGACACCCUGACUUCAAGCCCAGCAUGAUUACCAAACCCAACAGCAGAAGUACAUCACCCCCCAACAUGUUGGCACCGACCUUCCACAGCCUGGCAUCCCCUUCCAUCGUCAGUUCUCCGAAUCCUGCUGGUCCCGUGCUCAAUUAAACUGGAGGGGGAUUUUUAAAGAAAAACAUUUUGUACCAAAAGUCUUGUUUAAACUGAGUUUAUAUCCCGCCCUCCAAACAUGUGUGGACUGUGCUUUGUAGAUUUCUGCUUUCAAACCAUUCAACCGUUGUAGAUUAAUGUUGGAAGUCUUUUUCACAUGCAUUGUUUUUGCGCACACACUGACUGUAGCCAGCAACUGAAGUUCAGCUGCUAACUUUGCUGGAUUGGUAUCCUCAUAAAAUAGAGAGUGUUAUGAACCUUCCUAAUCUCCCAGUUAUUAUUGGAUCUAGUUAACCUGAUGCCUGUUUUUAUUUUUGAAUUUUUAACUUAUUGUGAUAACUCCAUACGGGCUUUGGAGUAUACUGAAGGUAAGCCAUUGUUUAGUCAUCCAGUCAAAAAUAGCUUUUCCUCAAAUUCAAAAAAAAGUCCUACAGACUGACUGAACCACAGUUUCACAAGUAAAUGAAACUGCCACACAAUAUUUCACUGUGUGCUAAAUGGUGACAUGAAGCUUGAUAACAGAUCUUUUGACUGAGAAAUAUAAAAGAUACUUCAAAGCAAUUUACCUGAAACAAGGAUAGUAAAUAUGAUGUUGCAAUUUCAGUUUUAAUAUCAUGGUCAAAAAGGAAUUUAAAAACUAAGAAACCAAUUUUGCCCAGUUUCUCCAAUUCAGAGUUGGCAAUGUGAUCUUAUGGCUCAGUUUAACUUAGUUGUACACAUCCCUCCCCUGGAGAAGUUCUCAUUGGGAUUUAACUCAGGGACUGAAUUACUGUAAAUUACAGUAUUCCUACAGUGAUAAUGAUUUGCAGUUACUUAAUUGAUCUGUCUCAGGGCUACAAAGGAUCUUGCCACAUGUCACAGAAACAGACACAGCACUGCGAUUAUGACCACUGUUGUACCUCUUUCAGAAUCUUCAAUUUCUUUGGGCUGGUGUGGGGAGGGGAGUGCUGUUUUGUUCAGUGGACUUGCUGCAAUGUCUCCGUACUCCUGCACAAGACCCUUGCAUGAUGUGUAGUGGCUGGGUGCAACAAGUAUUGAAAUUACUACCUUCUGGUUUACAGCUCAGUUUAACUUCUGUUUGUGAGGUUUUAACAUUGCAUAGGAUGUACCGUUCAAUCCUAAACACUGGUUCUAGUUUUAGACCAGCAGUGUCAAUCUGACUUUACAUGAGAUCAAUCUUCUGCAAAUGAAAUAUGCCCCAAGUCUUAAAUGAGCGUGAAGAAAUCAAAUUUGUAACAUGGUAUCUGUGCUGGCAAAGGCCUACCUCUGGUCUAGCUUUCUGUGCUCUGGAUUACUUGCAAAAGUGUAUCCAGUAGUGCUUUGUAUUGCAGCUCACCGGAGGACAGUUCCCAACUUGGGACCACUUUUUUUCUGGGAAACUCACUCACGGUGAAGUUGAUAAAAAGGAACAUUCUGUUACACUGCCCAUUAGGAUUCUGGAACAGAUUUUACAAACUGUUUUGCAUAGGAGCUGCAGACAAUUCAGGACACUUCAUGGGUUAUUUUCUGAGAUCUGCUGGUCAGUGGUGACAAUUGUACAACAUGUAUUACACUUUUUAAGAAAGGUGUAUCGCCAAAGGUUUUAGUUGGAGGUUGAUUGAAAGGUGAUUGGCAUUACCUGCUCAAGUCAUCUGUGUGCAAAAAUGAUAUAGCUGUGGGGUUGUGUGUGUACUGACUUUCUCUAAGUGCUCAUAUAUAUAUGGUAUUUUUGUAAUGUUUCUACUCAGGGGGCUGUGUUGCUGAUGCAUGCAUUUCACCAUACCAGUGUGGAGCUUGUGUGUAUCUAGGUUUUAUACCUGUUCAGUGUGUGAAGUUGGAACAGUGUUGUUCCAAGUAACUUGCUUACGGUAUGCUGUUGAUCAGUUACCAGAAGGGAAGAUAUUCAUAUUCUUUAUCUUUGAAGUGUUCUACUCUACUAAAAUUGCUAGCUGCAU
Hemiscyllium ocellatum (epaulette shark) is the source of this 2988-nucleotide messenger RNA. RefSeq names its product Krueppel-like factor 9. The transcript is spliced from 2 exons. The record is from RefSeq and is a predicted model, not a curated record. NCBI's taxonomy places the organism in Eukaryota, Metazoa, Chordata, Chondrichthyes, Orectolobiformes, Hemiscylliidae. Gene Ontology annotation, biological process: regulation of transcription by RNA polymerase II. The coding region runs from base 287 to 1054 and encodes 255 amino acids. Gene Ontology annotation, molecular function: RNA polymerase II cis-regulatory region sequence-specific DNA binding; DNA-binding transcription factor activity, RNA polymerase II-specific.